Cryptomeria japonica (Japanese cedar) is the source of this 2430-nucleotide messenger RNA. RefSeq lists its product as uncharacterized. NCBI's taxonomy places the organism in Eukaryota, Viridiplantae, Streptophyta, Pinopsida, Cupressales, Cupressaceae. Bases 164 to 2308 code for a protein of 714 amino acids. Gene Ontology annotation, molecular function: GTPase activator activity. Gene Ontology annotation, biological process: positive regulation of GTPase activity. The transcript has 15 exons. The record is from RefSeq and is a predicted model, not a curated record.
UACUAGAUCUUCGAGAAACUUAAAAAAAGAGAAUCAUAAGAAAGGUACUAGACACGAAACUCGGGGGGUUUGACUAAAACCACGGACGGAAAAAGCCAUUACACAUCAAAAUUUUAAUUUUGGGAUUGACUAAAAUUACAGAGAGGUAGCAGAGCAGGAAUGAAUGGAGGCGUCUUCUUCUUCUUCUUCUUUAGUUUCCAAAGCCAAGACAGCGCUCCAUUCUGCAGCCGCCAAGGCGGAGCGUGUAAUCGCCGAUUUUGGCAGGAACACAGAAAGUGAAACAAAAGCAGAGGUGCCGGGGACCACGGCCAUUGAUGCAACACUGGACACGCAAAAUCAAUUUGUUGAGUAUGAUGAAAGUUCACAAAAUGUGAGAUUUAGGAGUAUACCAAAGAAAGUGAGAGAGCAGGAGUUCUGGAGACGCUACUUUGCAAGAGAAGGGAAGCAGACGGUUUUAGAGAAGGAUAAGAAACAAGAUAGUUUUCUUGCACCACAAUAUCUAAAUGAAAUGUCUCUUCAAAAUGAAUCCGUGGCUUAUUUGGAGAUGGAGAGCCCACAAAAGGAUCCUGCAGAAGAAGAUGCUUAUGUUAAGGCCUUCGCUAUGGUUUCCGUUCCUUCAACAUUAGUUGUGAGACAGUUGGCCUCAGCUACUGAAAUGGGACACAGCUUUAAAUCAAUGAAGGAUUUAGCAGCACUAAAUAAAGAUUCCUUGCAAGGAAAUGACUGGUCUGUUUUUGUGCCCAGUUUUGCUUCUAUCAAAAUACUAUCCGUCCUAGACAAGGAUGAAAGGCUGAGGUCACAACAAAGUGCAGAUAGAGCAAAUCAUUCCUUGCUUUGGUCUUUAUUUGAGACAGAUAGACAAUAUUCACAGAAAAAGUGUAAUGAUGCCUCUCUUCUGUCUUCGAAGGCACACUUCCUUUCAGAUAACCAUGGGGCUCCUCCUGGCAGCUUUCUUGUUCAACUUGCUGAAAUCAUAGCAGGCAUCAAAUCUGUCCAAAAGAUGGCACUGUUUUGGUUACAAGUAGUUGGUGAGCUAAGGAAGCUAUGGGAGGAAGGACAACCAAUACCGUUGUUGCCUGUAAAUGAUAAUCCAGACUUACGAUAUUGUCUUCUACAUCAACAACUACAAGUUAUAAACUGCUGUAUUUCUAGAAAGAAGCGGCGCAUUGCUGCUCUGAAAUUGGUAGACACACGAAAUGUGCAAGAUGAUUGUAAAAGUGAAGAGCUAGCUACUUGUCCUGUUCAAGAAGCAUGGGAAGAAAAGUUGAACACAAUUGCUCCUGCUUUAUAUGCAAAAACUAAGUCGGGGAAACUUGUUCCUAGACUUGGAGUUCUUCAUGCAGCAGAAAAAUUGGUCAUGUUAGAAACUAGUGAACCUGUGUUUUCUCCUAUAACUCAGGAGGGUCCCAUAUUAACUGAAGAUUUGAUCAGAGAAACAGAGGAGCUUAUACUUCGAACUGGAAGUGUUGGGGCUGGAUGUUCUCAGCUCUUUUCUGAUAUGCAGGCAUUUAAGGCUGCCAAUCCUGGUUGCAUUUUGGAGGAUUUUGUCAGAUGGUAUUCCCCACCAGAUUGGAAAGAAGAAACCUGUAAUCUCUCUGAUGGGGCCAAUGAUAAUGAUAAAGGGUCUAGUAGGCGUGGUUAUCUAAGUAAAAGGAUGCAAGCUAAAGGCAACUUAUGGUGUGAGCUAUGGGAAUCUGCAAAACCAAUCCCCGCUGCUAAACAGACACCACUAUUUGAUGAAGAUUUGGCUGGUGAAAGCACCUUAAGCUAUUUAGAGGACAUUGCACCUUCUGAUUUGUUUGAGCAACUGUUUAUUGUCGCUUUGAGUUCUGGCUUUGCAAUUGCAGAAGCUGCACCUGCUGCCAAAAAAGAUAAUGUGUCAAGAUGGUUUAAGGAAUGCAAACAGUAUGUCAUAUCUACGUGUUGUAGAGGAAUGGAUAUAGACACUCUCGAGCAUCUUUGUGAGGUAUAUGAAACAAUGGAAGCAAUUGUAGUCCAUCCUCAUGAAGAUAUAUUCAAUGAGGUAUGUGAAUCUACAAAUGUUGAAGCUUUGGUUGCAGAAAUUCCAAAGGGGCGUCUCCAAAAAUUUGGUAUUCAUAAUGUUCAUCUCCCCAACUUUGAGAAACAUGUGUUCCGAAAAAAUUUACAGGAGAAGGAACAAAUAGACAAGGAUGAUAAUCACCAUAAUUUCUUUUCCCGUUUAAUUGAGGGGAAGAAUUCACUGUUUGGGAAGAAAUCACAAAAACCAACUUCCACAGGACAAAAUAAAAAGUUGGGGAUGUCUGAAAAUGAGUGGACAAUUCUUUAAUUACUUCAAAUUUAACUAAUUAAGUUUCACUUCCAGGAACUGUGUUUUGUUCAACCAGAAAGUCUCAUAACACUAAUAAUAAACAUGCUUACUAAUAGGAGAAAUAAUUGUAGUUUGAGUUU